AUGAGUCUAAGUAUAUUUAGUGCUAAGACAAGUUACUACAAGAAUGGUGUAUGGUGGUUUACAAAAAUGGCUGCUAGAGUAGUAGGGGAAGAGAGAUGGGAUUCUAUGAGGAUGGCUCGAAGAAUCUAUGGCAAUAAAUUUUAUUAUGCAAGAUAAUAAGUCUUGUUUGAUAUCUUUUAUGAUUGGCCAGCCUUCGCCAACAUGAUUGGUAUCUACCCCAAAGUACAAUGAUAUCUAAAAUAAUUAGAUUGAUACUUCCCAUGGAUUCCUUCAUUGGGCCACAUACGAAGCCUACAGAGAUUGGCAAGAACACACCUUGAACUCUGAUGUAACAUUUAACCAAUACCUAGGGUGCCUUUGCCAUGUGGAUUUACUUAAUGUGUGGGGUUUAUAUCGGCCAUUUUGUGUACUCGUAUAUGGUUCCUUAUUAUUGGACGUAUCUUUUUUUUGUUAUAAAUUAGGAACCUGUUCCCAGCCAAAAAUGAGGAAUUCGUAAGAUUGAGAAUGAAGGAUGCCAUAGCUUCGACUGUUCAAGAAGAAUUGUUCGGAAAUCAAUAUGCCGAAUUCGGUUGGGCUCCCCAUGAUUUCCACUAUAACAGACGCCGAUGCAUGGCUGGUUAUAGUCAUCCUGAUGAUCCUCGUACUAUGCACAUGGCCAGUUUUAAUAGUAAGCCCAUUUUUGAAUAUUCUUUAGGAAAACAUAAGUACAAGGAACACUAUAUUAAGAGAGUAGGAUAACAAAGUAGAAUGACUGAUUUAUGA
Paramecium octaurelia is the source of this 762-nucleotide messenger RNA. The record is from the annotation of a GenBank genome assembly. Lineage: Eukaryota; Ciliophora; Oligohymenophorea; Peniculida; Parameciidae.